GCCCUUCUUGCCAUUGAUUAUAUCUCACUCAACCAGCGCAAACUUAGAUUCUGCAUAGAUUUUUCUCCUUUAUUUUUCAUAGAACAACUUUUAGUUUGGCAAAAAACCUACUCAAAACAAUCAAUAUGGGCAGCCUCAAGCUCGAUCAUGAACUUGAAAAUGAUUCUCACAUGAUGGUUAACCCUCUAGACCCAGAGGAAUUCAGGAGGCAAGGCCACAUGUUGAUAGACUUCAUUGCUGAUUAUUACCAAAAUAUAGAGAGUUACAAAGUCCUAAGCCAAGUUGAGCCAGGUUACCUUAAAAAACUCUUGCCAGAAUCUGCCCCUUAUUAUCCUGAAUCAAUUGAAACCAUCCUCCAAGAUGUGCAAAAAUAUAUUAUACCUGGGAUCACACAUUGGCAGAGUCCUAAUUACUUUGCCUACUUCCCUUCAAGUGGUAGCACUGCAGGUUUUCUUGGUGAAAUUCUAAGCACCGGCUUUAAUGUAGUCGGAUUCAAUUGGAUGUCAUCACCAGCUGCAACUGAGCUAGAAUGUAUUGUCAUGGAUUGGCUUGGAGAAAUGCUUAUGCUACCAAAGUCUUUCCUUUUCAAAGGCAAUGGUGGAGGUGUAUUGCAAGGGACUACUUGUGAGGCCAUUUUGUGUACUCUAGCUGCAGCGAGGGAUCAGAUGCUGAACCAAUGUGGGAGUGAGAAGUUGGAAAAGUUGGUGGUCUAUGGGUCUGACCAAACACAUAGUGCACUGCAAAAGGCAGCUCAAAUUGCUGGAAUCCACACAAAGAACUUUCGAGCCAUCAAAACUACGAAGUCAAAUUCAUUUGGGUUAUGCCCAAACUCUCUAAGAGAUGCAGUUCAUGCAGAUGUUGAAGCUGGGCUAGUCCCAUUAUUUCUAUGUGCCACAGUUGGGACAACCUCAACAAAUGCUAUUGAUCCAAUAGGACCAUUGUGUGAAGUAGCAAAAGAUUUUAACAUAUGGGUUCAUGUUGAUGCUGCAUAUGCUGGAAGUGCUUGCAUUUGCCCAGAGUUUCGUCAUUUCAUUGAUGGGAUUGAGGGUGCAAACUCGUUUACUUUGAAUGCACAUAAAUGGUUCCUUACAACUCUAGAUUGUUGCUGCCUUUGGGUGAAGGAUCCAAGUGCCUUGAUAAAAUCUCUCUCAACUAAUCCAGAGUUUUUGAGAAACAAGGCCACAGAUUCAAAACUAGUGGUGGACUACAAAGACUGGCAAAUAACCUUGAGCCGAAGAUUCCGAGCCAUGAAACUUUGGCUUGUGCUAAGAAGCUAUGGCGUGGCUAACCUCAGAAACUUCCUGAGAAGCCAUGUCAAAAUGGCAAAGCUUUUUGAAGAACUUGUAAGAAACGAUAAUAGGUUUGAAGUUAUGGCCACUAGAAACUUUGCUUUGGUUUGCUUUAGGGUCUUGGCAUGGCCAAAUAAUAUCAGUGCGGCUAAUCAUGUGGAACCUGUAAAUGAGCUAAACAAGAAGCUGCUAGAGUCGAUCAAUGAGUCAGGGAAUGUGUACAUGUCUUCCACUGUGGUUGAUGGAGCAUACAUAAUACGGUGUGCUAUAGGUGCAACUCUGACGGAGGAAAGACAUGUGAUUAGGGCUUGGAAGGUUAUUCAAGAGCAUGCAGAUGCUUUACUCAGCAAAAACUAGUGUAAAGGUAUUGACACUAGUCACACUGAGUUUGCUUUUAGUUGCCAAUAAAAGUAAAAUAAGCGUGCAUGAGGUGGCAAUUUGAUGCCAGGCACAGUCCCUAGCUUAUCUUCUAUAUAUGUAAGAUGCUUUUAAUUUUAUUCUACAAUAUA
This is a messenger RNA of Quercus lobata, 1798 nucleotides long. Its product is annotated as tyrosine decarboxylase 1-like. Gene Ontology annotation, biological process: carboxylic acid metabolic process; amino acid metabolic process. Gene Ontology annotation, cellular component: cytoplasm. The coding region runs from base 126 to 1646 and encodes 506 amino acids. The transcript has a single exon. NCBI's taxonomy places the organism in Eukaryota, Viridiplantae, Streptophyta, Magnoliopsida, Fagales, Fagaceae. Gene Ontology annotation, molecular function: carboxy-lyase activity; pyridoxal phosphate binding. The record is from RefSeq and is a predicted model, not a curated record.